GUACCUACAAAGGAUGGAAUGUUGUUUCGUCCUUUGCUAACUUAUUCAACUAUCAGUAUUAAACAUCAGCUCAAAUUAUUAUACAGCCAAAAUGGAUUUGAAGAAUCAUGUAGAAAAUGG
Molecule: messenger RNA, 120 nt
Organism: Dentiscutata erythropus
Lineage: Eukaryota; Fungi; Glomeromycota; Glomeromycetes; Diversisporales; Gigasporaceae
Source: the annotation of a GenBank genome assembly